Asterias rubens (European starfish) is the source of this 1078-nucleotide messenger RNA. RefSeq lists its product as uncharacterized. Gene Ontology annotation, molecular function: death domain binding; protease binding. NCBI's taxonomy places the organism in Eukaryota, Metazoa, Echinodermata, Asteroidea, Forcipulatida, Asteriidae. Gene Ontology annotation, biological process: regulation of apoptotic process. The record is from RefSeq and is a predicted model, not a curated record. The transcript has 2 exons. Bases 234 to 785 code for a protein of 183 amino acids.
GUCAAACACUCAUGCUUUAUUGAUCAUGUUGAAUUGAAAGCUCAUGAAUGCAUUGCAAUGACAGAUGACACAUUGCAAAAGCAAGUAAAGGUCACUCAAAACUAUGACAUCUACUAAACUGGAAAGGAGUACAGCAACUCAACUGCAAGCACCUCCUUAGCAAAAGGGACGUGUGUGAUGUAACCCAACUCACUGUCAGCUAGUGUUUCUAAAGUCUGGGAAGUGUUAUUGUGAUGGAGGUACGCACAAGAGAAAAGUUAUGUUACCAUUAUGAUGAGAUUGCUAAUGAGCUGAAUACAGACCAUGUUCUCCUCUGCUUGAGUGGAUCUGUGCUCUCUGAGUAUGAGUGUAACAAGAUAUCAGCAUCUGGGACCCAACAAACCAAAGCCAAACGACUUCUAGAUAUCCUAUGUACAAAAGAUGCGCUGGCAUAUCAUCACUUCCGUUAUGCACUGAAGGAGCGCUACCCUCAUUUGGUCAGAAAGUUGGAUGAGGAAAGUGUUACUCCAGAGCAAACUACCAAGGAGAGUAAAGCCACUAAAAUCACAUUCAAACGUCGAGACUCGCUCAUCCUAAAUCUGAAAACAGAAGGCAUUGUAGAUAUCUUAGAACAUAGUGGCAUUCUGACAAAGGAUGAUUGCAACAUGGUGAAGGCAGGGAUGACAAAGGAAGAUAAAGCCAGAGUAUUGGUUAACCUUAUUCCAGAGCGUGGGCCAACAGCUUAUAGACAGUUUAAACUGGCAGUUAGAGCACAGCAACCCAAACUGGCAGAAUUACUGGAAUGAUUUUAGUACGUCUGUUCUGAAAGUGAAAACCACUAGGUAUUGGGAUUAUUGUAACUGCAGGUUUUUGAGCCAACAAGUCAUGUUUUUGACACCCUUGGUUAAUAUUAAUCUAGAUUGUGUUCACUGUUCAGUAAACCUUGUACACCAGGCUCUGAAAUUAGGAAUAAAAGGUUGAACACACGCUAAAUAAUUUGUAAAACUAUUGUACACGCACUUGUGACAUAAAGACAGCAAAAAAAGUAACGCAGCUGUUGUAAAAGCACCUAUAUUGUUAAACUUGUUAUUCGUAAUAU